Messenger RNA from Chaetomium fimeti, 1257 nucleotides. RefSeq lists its product as uncharacterized. The record is from RefSeq and is a predicted model, not a curated record. The transcript has a single exon. Bases 1 to 1257 code for a protein of 418 amino acids. NCBI's taxonomy places the organism in Eukaryota, Fungi, Ascomycota, Sordariomycetes, Sordariales, Chaetomiaceae.
AUGAAGCUCCUCACGUCCCUUACGCGAGAGGUUGCCUCUCUCCAUCGCACAAUCGAAGAGCAAAAACAGUAUAUCAAGCAGCUAGAGGGCGCAGUCGAGCAGAAGGACGAGGAAAUUGCCGCUCUCAAGGCACGAACCAAGUCACUUCAGCACCUAAACGGGCUUCCCGGCGGCAGCAACCCACAGCACCAGUCUCUCGUCACUCCCAAGUCCUACACCCCUACCAGGCCUCUGCCCGCCUCAAGCCUCCGGCCAUUCAUGAGACAAAGGGGGCCUUCUGCGUCAUGCCCGGUCAAGCUUACCGCCCCACCAUCCCCGCCAACAAGGCAUACAUUCCAGGUACGGGGUCCGUACGGCUGUAAGGGGCUUCCCUAUCACUACAUCGAUGGCCUCCUCAGCGCCCCCGCAAGAGAUGACUGGGGUAAUUUACUCGAGACUUUGCAAGGGACUGAGUCAAUCCCGGAUCCGGCAACACUUGACGAGAACGAGAACGCCGCCUGCCCCCCCGAGCCGGACACACCAGUACUGAUCACGUCCCGCCCAGCCCCCCCAGCUGACAGUUCCACCUACAAGAACUGGGUCAAGGAAGAGCCCGGCCUGGCGUUGUGCUUUGGAAACCACGCCAUGGCGUUUGACUACGCUCGACUCGCUUUGGAUCUCGGAAAGGAGGCGUUGUGGCACUACGCCAAAGCCAGGCAUCCGGAGCUGUGGGAGAGGCUGUCCCCGAUCUCACCGACCUUCAUCCGCGCAUGCUGGGGCGAGCUGAAUCAAGUGACACUAGGCUGGAAGCUCGCCCCAGAAAUCAAGUGCGAGCUCGAGGACUUCUCGCAACUCCGCAACUUCGUCGCUCACCCGGACCCGCCAGAGGCCCUGGCGGCAUACGACAAGGUUGUGCGGCUUGCGGAAGCCCUAAUCUUGAGGAUUGGCGAUGAGGCACGGCUAGGUAAACUUCGGGAGGCGAGGCAGGCCUUGCGUGCAGAAGCCGUCACGAUGGCCGCCGACAUCGAGACACGCGGGGCUCUGGCACAGUUGCAGGCCGGCCAUAUCGAGGAAAGCAGCGUGUGGGACCCGCCACACAUCGACCUGUUCAAGCGUUUACUCUUUUUACCCGAGUAUCAGCGGGUUGACCCACACGCCGUACACCCCGUGGUGCUGCGGAUCGCCGAGGGGUGGGGGACCAUCAACGCCGUCGGCGAGAAGGAAGACGAGCCGCCCGUGGUGACAACCCUUGACAUCAGAUACCCUCCGAGCUGGUAG